Molecule: messenger RNA, 3752 nt
Organism: Impatiens glandulifera
Lineage: Eukaryota; Viridiplantae; Streptophyta; Magnoliopsida; Ericales; Balsaminaceae
Product: ABC transporter G family member 35-like
Exons: 13
Coding region: 6-3752 (1248 amino acids)
Cellular component (GO): membrane
Molecular function (GO): ATP binding; ATP hydrolysis activity; ABC-type transporter activity
Source: RefSeq, a predicted model, not a curated record
ACAUAAUGUAUAACGGAUACAAACUAAACGAAUUUGUGCCACAAAAGACCUCGGCUUAUAUUAGCCAAAAUGAUGUACAUGUCGCUGAAAUGACUGUAAAAGAAACCCUAGAUUUCUCUGCAAGAUGUCAAGGAGUUGGAUCACGAUACGAGAUGUUGUCUGAGCUUGCGAGAAGAGAGAAAAGCGCUGGAAUAAUUCCCGACGCUGAAGUUGACCUAUUCAUGAAGGCAACUGCUAUAGAAGGAGUUAAAAGCAAUCUUAUUACUGACUACACAUUAAGGAUACUAGGACUUGAUGUAUGUCGCGAUACAAUCAUUGGGAAUGAGAUGAUUCGUGGCAUAUCUGGAGGCCAGAAGAAGCGAGUUACCACCGGUGAGAUGAUAGUUGGUCCAACAAAGACUCUUUUCAUGGAUGAGAUAUCAACCGGUUUGGACAGCUCCACAACUUUUCAAAUAAUCAAGUGUUUGCAGCAGAUCGUCCAUCUCACCGACGCCACCAUUCUCAUUUCCCUCCUCCAGCCGGCGCCAGAGACUUUCAAUCUCUUCGACGAUAUAAUACUCUUAUCCGAAGGCCAUAUCGUCUACCAGGGCCCUCGAGAACACGUUCUCGAAUUCUUCAAAACCUUUGGUUUCAACUGCCCGGAGAGGAAAGGCACAGCCGAUUUCUUGCAGGAGGUUACCUCCAAGAAGGACCAGGAGCAGUAUUGGGCCGACAGAGAGACGCCGUAUAGAUACGUGACUGUGAGUGAGUUCGCGCAGAGAUUUAAGACUUUCCAUUUAGGAUUACGCCUCGAGAAUGAGCUCGUGAUUCCCUUUGACAAGAGUCAAAACCACAAUGUUGCUCUCGUCUUCAACAGGUACUCUGUCCCGAAAUGGGAACUUCUCAAGGCGUGCUUCGACAAGGAAUGGCUGCUCAUCAAGCGGAAUUCAUUCAUUUACGUUUUCAAAACGGUUCAGAUCACAAUCGUCGCAGUCAUCGUGUCAACGGUUUUCCUUAGGACGGAAAUGCACACGAGGAAUGAAACCGACGGGAUAGUCUACAUCGGUGCUCUCCUGUUCAGUAUGCUCAUGAACUUGUUCAAUGGCUUCGCCGAACUUGCCCUCACCAUGCAAAGACUCCCUGUGUUGUACAAGCAUAGAGAUCUUUUGUUCCAUCCUACUUGGGCUUACACUCUUCCCAGUUUCUUGCUUGGGAUACCAAUCUCCAUGCUCGAAUCGAUUGUAUGGCUUAUCGUUACGUACUUCACAAUCGGCUUUGCUCCUGAAGCCGACAGGUUCUUUAAGCAACUGCUGAUAAUAUUCCUGAUCCAACAAUUGGCUGCUGGACUCUUCAGGCUCAUAUCUGGAGUUUGUAGAACCAUGGUCAUCGCCAGCACCGGUGGAACUCUCGUUCUUCUCCUUGUAUUCCAGCUCGGCGGUUUCAUCCUUCCAUAUGAUCAAAUUCCAAAGUGGUGGCAGUGGGGAUACUGGGCAUCUCCAUUGACUUAUGGAUUCAAUGCUUUAGCUGUAAAUGAGAUGUUUGCUCCGAGGUGGAUGAAUAAAUCGGCAUCGGAUGGUGUAACGAAGCUUGGUGUUGCGGUUCUAAAUGUAUUUGAUGUACCUGUUGAACCAAAUUGGUAUUGGAUUGGAGUAGGAGCUCUUACAGGGUUCAUACUUUUGUUCAACAUUUUCUUCACCCUCGCAUUGGCGUAUCUAGAUCCAUUUGGGAAGACGCAAGCAGUCAUGUCCAAGGAGACAGCCAUGGAAAUGGAAGCUCGCCAAGAAGAAACAAAGGAAGCUCCAAGACUUGGAACAAACGGAUCUGUGAAGGAUACAUUCCCCUAUGGAAACAAUAUUAGAGAAAUGGCUAUUCUAAGUACGAGCAGCCAAUCAAAUUCCAAGGAUUCGACAUUAGAGACUGCACCCAAGAAAGGAAUGGUGCUUCCGUUCACUCCACUAGCCAUGUCUUUCUACAAUGUGAAUUAUUACGUGGACAUGCCUCCUGAAAUGAAAGGGCAAGGAGUAACCGAAGACAGACUUCAGUUACUCCGAGACGUAACGAGCGCAUUUAGGCCUGGAGUUCUAACCGCACUCAUGGGAGUGAGUGGUGCCGGAAAGACCACCCUCAUGGACGUCCUCUCCGGGAGGAAAACCGGAGGAUAUAUCGAAGGCGACAUCAGAAUCUCCGGUUUCCCCAAGAAACAAGAAACUUUUGCUAGAAUUUCCGGAUACUGCGAACAAAAUGAUAUCCAUUCUCCCCAAGUCACAGUUAGAGAAUCCUUAAUCUACUCUGCUUUCCUUCGACUCCCCAAAGAAGUCAGCAUGAACGAGAAGAUGACAUUCGUGGACCAAGUUAUGGAGCUAGUCGAACUCGACAACCUCCAAGACGCCAUUGUUGGUCUCCCCGGGAUUACAGGACUAUCGACAGAACAGAGGAAGAGAUUGACAAUAGCAGUUGAGCUAGUUGCUAACCCCUCCAUCAUUUUCAUGGACGAACCAACGUCUGGAUUGGACGCGAGAGCAGCCGCCAUUGUUAUGAGGGCGGUUAGGAAUACAGUUGAUACGGGAAGAACCGUUGUCUGCACGAUUCAUCAGCCGAGUAUAGACAUCUUUGAAGCCUUUGACGAACUUCUUUUGAUGAAAAUUGGAGGACAACUUAUUUAUUCUGGCCCCUUGGGUCUAAACUCUCAAAAGAUCAUCGAAUAUUUCGAAGGUAUUCCCGGCAUUCCCAAAAUCAAGGAAAUGCAUAAUCCCGCAGCAUGGAUGUUGGAAGUAAGCUCUAUCGCGGCGGAAGUUAGGCUCGGGAUUGACUUCGCAGAGCUCUACAAUUCGUCAGCCUUAUACAAGCGAAACAAGGCUGUAGUGAAGGAGCUAGAAGUGCCUCCCUCGGGUGGCAAAGACCUUUACUUCUCGACACAAUACUCGCAGACAACUUGGGGACAAUUCAAAUCUUGCAUGUGGAAACAAUGGAGGACUUACUGGAGAAGCCCCGAUUAUAAUCUCGUCAGAUACUUCUUUACAUUAGUUGCCGCACUUUUCUUGGGAACUAUCUACUGGCAAGUUGGGACGAAAAGGGGAAGCAUAACGGAUUUAACAACAAUGAUCGGAGCAAUGUAUUCUGCUGUCAUGUUCAUCGGAAUUAAUAAUUGUGGAUCGGUACAGCCACUGGUAGCUACAGAAAGAACGGUUUUCUAUAGAGAAAGAGCUGCUGGAAUGUACUCUGCACUACCUUAUGCUUUUGCACAGGUGGUUACUGAAUUACCUUAUGUUUUUGUCCAAACGGCUUACUUUACUGUCAUAGUUUACGCAAUGAUUGGAUUCGAAUGGGCGGUUGGGAAAUUCUUUUGGUUCUUCUUCAUAACCUUCUUCUCUUUUCUCUACUUCACUUACUAUGGUAUGAUGAUGGUUUCCAUCACGCCCAACCAACAAGUAGCAUCCAUAUGUGCAGCAGCUUUCUACUCGCUCUUCAACCUUUUCUCUGGAUUCUUCAUUCCGAAACCGAGGAUUCCAAAGUGGUGGAUAUGGUACUACUGGAUUUGCCCAGUAUCAUGGACAGUUUAUGGAUUGAUAGUAUCUCAAUAUGGUGAUUUAGAGACUACUCUUUCGGUUCCAGGAGUGAAACCCGACCCUACGAUCAAGUCAUACAUCGAAAGUCAUUUCGGGUAUGACCCUGAUUUUAUUGGAGGAAUUGCAGGAGGAUUGGUUGGUUUCACUGUAUUUUUUGCAUUCAUGUUUGCCUUUUGUAUCAAGACUCUAAACUUCCAAACAAGAUAG